AUGCUUUCAUGGAGCCCUUUAGCCAGCUUCUUUUGGGACUUACAGUGCAAAAUAUAUUUUCUGCUUGUAGGGAUUUGUUCUGCCUUAAAGUUGACAGUACCAUCUCAUACCAUCCAUGGUAUUGAGGGGCAACCACUUCAUCUUUCUGUUGACUACAAUUUCAGUGCUACAGCUUCUGAAGUCCAGAUAAUUUGGCUUUUUGAGAGGUCUCAAAGUAAUCCAAAAUACUUGCUUGGCUCUGUAAAUCAAAGAGUAGUUCCAGACUUGGAAUACCAGGACAAGUUUACCCUUAUGCCACCGAAUGCAUCUUUGAGGAUUAACCCAUUGCAUCUCAGUGAUGAGGGCAAUUACAUUGUAAAAGUCAAUGUCCGUGGAAAUGGGACCAUAGCUGCAAGUCAAAAGAUUCAAGUAGCUGUUGAUGUUCCAGUCACAAAGCCAACUGUACAUACUGAACCAUCUUCAGGAGUAGUGGAGUAUGUAGGGAAUAUUACCCUAAAAUGUACUGUGAAUAGAGGUACAAGGAUAGCUUACCAGUGGAUGAAAAACGGGAAGCGUCUUCAUGCUAGCCCUAAUUAUAUCUUUUCAUCAAACAAUGCUACACUACUAAUUGUUCCUGCAGUAAAAGAAGACAUUGGGAAUUACAGCUGUCUGGUAUCAAACCCUGUCAGUGCAAUGGAAAGUGAGAUAAUUGUGCCAACCAUAUAUUAUGGACCUUAUGGACUUAGAGUCAAAUCAGACAAAGGUCUGAACAUAGGGGCAGUGUUUACAGUGGACAUGGGGGAAGUUGUACUGUUUGACUGCUCAGCAGAUUCAAAUCCACCAAAUACUUAUUCAUGGAUUCAAAGGGAUGACAAUAACACUCAAGUAAUCAAAUAUGGACCCCAUCUGGAAGUUGUAUCUGAUAAUGUGGCUCAGAAGACAAUGGAUUACAUGUGCUGUGCUUUCAACAACGUGACUGGAAAACGAGAUGAAACUCACUUCACAGUUGUUGUUAUGUCUGUAGGGUUGGAAAAGCUGGCCCAGAAAGGAAAGUCUUUGUCUUCUCUUGCAGUAAUAACAGGAAUCUCAUUAUUUUUGAUCCUAGCUAUGGCCUUUUUAUUCCUAUGGAAAAGAUAUCAGCCACAUAAAGUGAUACAACAGAAGCUACAGAGCAGGGCAGAGACUGAUUACAGAAAGGCACAGGCAUUUUCAGGACAUGAAAGUGCUUUGGAUGAUUUUGGGAUAUAUGAGUUCAUCACUUUUCCAGAUCUUACCAGUGGCUCUAGGGUUUCAAGUCAAUCUGUACCUGGCCCUGACUUUGUCGCAGGCCAGGAUAUGCUAAGUACGGUUUAUGAAGUUAUUCAGCACAUUCCUGAGCAACCAGAGCAAGACUACCAACAGUAA
This is a messenger RNA of Pyrgilauda ruficollis (rufous-necked snowfinch), 1383 nucleotides long. RefSeq names its product HEPACAM family member 2 (gene HEPACAM2). Lineage: Eukaryota; Metazoa; Chordata; Aves; Passeriformes; Passeridae. The transcript has 9 exons. The coding region runs from base 1 to 1383 and encodes 460 amino acids. The record is from RefSeq and is a predicted model, not a curated record.